Messenger RNA from Cyclospora cayetanensis, 2553 nucleotides. RefSeq lists its product as uncharacterized. NCBI's taxonomy places the organism in Eukaryota, Apicomplexa, Conoidasida, Eucoccidiorida, Eimeriidae. The coding region runs from base 1 to 2553 and encodes 850 amino acids. The transcript has 13 exons. The record is from RefSeq and is a predicted model, not a curated record.
AUGAAUCCCUAUGAUAUCUUACGUAGCUCUGCCAGCACCGCCUGCGUAGCCUGUGAAGAGGGCACCUACAGCGACACCGAUGGCAGCCGGGACUGUACGCCGUGUCAGCCUGGCUACAUCUGCAAAGUAGGCUGCCAGACCAGGUAUCCAAAGACCUUAGAAGAUGACGGCGGGAUACCUUGCGCACCUGGUUACUACUGCCCAGAAGGUUCAGCUACCAUGGUUCCGUGCCCCGCCGGGACAUAUAAUCCAGAUUCUGGAAAAGAAGCCAUUGAAAAUUGCUUGAAAUGCCCUGUAGGAUCUUAUACUGACAAAAUGGGGCAGGGUAGCUGUACAGCAUGCGGUGGCAGCUCGUUUACGGAAGUCGGAGACUUUGAAUGCAAAUGCUUGGGAGCAAACAGAGUUUACCAGCCAAGCACGGGAGCGUGUAUCUGUAAGAACGGCUAUGAACAUAUCAUCUCAGGCACCGACUUUUCGCACGAAGACAGCGAGGAGCCGUGUCUUCCAAAGGAAUAUCCCGAAUGUGGCGGAGGCGCUAUACGUACCCAUACUGGGCAGUGCCAAAGCACGAACCAGUUCUGUCAAAAUUUCUGUGGGCCCAAGGGUGGGUCGUACAUUCCAAAAAGCGGCCUGUGCUCAUGCAAUUUUCUUCCUGCUGUCACUGAUGUGUGUGACGAGAAUUGCCGAGAGCAACAGCAAACUUUUUCUACUGACGGAAAGGCACUACUUGUCAAAAGUGGCAACGGCAGCAUUCGGACAAGCUUCAGCAUAGGGGCUCUAAAGGGGCGCUCUGCCGUGCUUUUUGGCCCUCCAUCGUGCGAUGAAGAUUCGUGCCCGGUCAUCUUCCUUGCAGCUGCUCAAGAUGGCACCACACGUGGCUACUUCGGAGUACCCGAGGAGCUCCUGGAGGCUAUGAGUGAACGAUUGUCCUUAAGUGUAGCUGAAAGAUCCACGGUGAUCAGUAUGGACACAUCAAAACUGAGACGGCCAGCGCAAAAUGUAGCUAAAUUUGUUCAAGCUACAAAUCAAGUGCCGUUUAUCGAAAGUCCUCUGCUAUGCACUUUGGUGGGUUCAUCUAUCCUGUGGCAACUGAGUCCUGGAAGCGAGCCAGUGUACCCCGUGCACAUCAACGAUUCUCUACUGAACACAAACCCCAUCUUCGACGAUGGCGAGUUCAAGAAACUUCAAAUAGAAAUGGAAUCGGGGGCUCCGUUCUUGCUCUUUGGCUAUACAUUCACAGCUCCAGGAGUUUCUGUGUUUGCAACAAACCGUGGCACUAACCGUAUCACCAUUAUUAAUGUCGUAGAGCAAGUGACGCAGUGUGGCCCUAUGACUGUCAACCUGCCGCACACAGCAACACACGAAUCAAUUGCGACACUGCCGCUGAAGCUCCCUGCAGCAGUUCUAUAUGGACCUCCAGACUGGAACACCAUCUAUGUUACUUUUCUAAUUCUGCUGGUACUUGUACUUGCAAUAUUACUGGCUCAAUACCAAGUGCGCUUAAAGUACUGGACGUUUGCUAAUCCUCAAGAAAUUGAACAUGGAGACCAUUCCAAAGAAAGCCUACAACAGAUUCAUCCGAAAAGCUUACAUGAAGCCAUACUUUGGUGCAAAAGCAAAAAGCACGCAGAAGGCGAGAGCACAAUCACUUUUCCCGAUUUGGACCCCCGUGCCUUCCAAGCAGUAUAUUGCAAACUGCUUGAAACAAUGGGUACUCUAGGCAGCAAACUACAACUCCUGGGAGCGCACCAGGAUACAUUGAUUGAGCUGGAACUUGAUAUGGGUGGGCCUUUAAAGUCUGCAUUGCUUCCAGUUCUGACUGAGGCAUCGGAAAAGAAGGAAAUGGCUGAAGUCGAAAAUGCGGAGCUAAGCGAAAAGUUGGUUUCUCUGAAAAACGCAAUGCUGCUCCGCAAGGGAACGCUCGAAGAAGCUGUACGGAGGGCAUGCGAGGCUAUGAAGGAGGCCGAAAUGGAGCGUAUGAAGCCAUUGACGCAGAUACAGCGAAACGACGGCCUCACCUCCUUGACGCUCAACGUACAUUUAGGAUCUCGUUCAGCUGAGCCAAACGCUCAUGAUACGUCCCCAAGAUUUCAUGAAAUUGCUGAUGUCACUGCAGAAUCAUUUGCAGCUGCGCUCGGAGUAGAGCAGAGUGCUGCAACAACACAAGCACUGCAUCACCUAAAAGCAGUGGAAGCGGCAAAACAGGUGCCGGGAAAGUUGGAGGUCCAGCUUACUGGAGUACUGUACCAUACACCUGGUGAUCUGCCAGCAUACGAGAAUAGUCUUCAAGAAACGCUCAAGCAGAGUAUUUACUUCCAAUGCGAAGCUGCCCAAGCGGCUAACCAAACAGCCUACCAUUCUGCCCUUGCCCAAAUAAAUCAAGAGCAGCUAGCUUACAGAUACGAGCUGGAACGACGGCUUAUGGUAGAACGAGCAAGGAACGACUGCCUGAGUCGUUCGUAUCUAGCGAGUGAUUCAGCUGAUGAGCUAUCUGAAGAAUGUCAAGCUGAAACUGAUCCAGUGAGUCCUGGUGCCGAUUGUAAAUGCCCUUAG